UAUUCCCCCUAACUACGUUGGCUCUCCCUCUCCCUCUGUAUCUCGCUCUGCUGUCUCUCCCUCUCUGUGCGAAUAGGGCUUCUCUGAUCUCGUUUUGCGAUACUUAGUUUAUGCGGUUCGAGUUCCCCAGAUCAGGAUUCUGCUCGCUGUUUGCUCCCCAUUGAUCUAGGUUUUGCUCAUUCCGGUAUUUUGAUUGGAUGAUCAACUGUAGAGCCCAGACAAGGCUGUUGACAUAUUGAUAUGUGGUUUUGUUUCUCAUAUAUAUGAACUCAGGGUAGGUGCCGUGUGGGUGCUGUUGGCAAGGUUGCUGAAUCAUCAUGCUGAGUAAUUGAUUGUUUAUAGUUAAUUUGAGGUCAAUGAGCAUCCUCUGGUAUUAUUUUGGAAGCUAUUUCUAUUAUUCUCCUUAAUUCUGGGAAGGAAGAGUACACUCUACUAGAGGAAUUUUUUGUAUCCAUGCUGGCUGAGAGCAUGCGUGGAAUCUGUGCUUCGGGUAAUGCCCCUGACGAGAUUUUCUGCCGAUGCAUUCGGUGUGGUGACAAUUUGUCUAGUUGCAUUCUUAAUUGUACUUGGUUUGCUCUGCAUUAUUUACUCGGUCUACUUCCGGUCUCGUAUUCGUAGCUCAGGUUGUAUUCAACUCAGUUACUUUAGUGGUCCUUGGAUCAUCCGGAUUACAUUCAUCUUGUUUGCAAUUUGGUGGGGUUUUGGUGAGGUGAUACGGCUAAGUUUGUCGAGACGUGCUCUUAACUUGAAAUGGCAGGAAACUGUUUGCAAAGGCUACAUCGUCUCAAAUCUGGGGUUUGCAGAACCUUGCCUCUUUCUCACCCUCGUGUUUCUCCUGCGAGCACCCUUGCAGAAGACACAGUUGGGAAUUCUAAACGGAAGAUGGAAUGGGAAAACAGCAGGUUAUGUUCUUCUCUGCUGCCUUCCUGUGUUCACUCUUCAGCUCUUUGUUAUUUUAAUUGGACCCCAGUUAAACAAGGAUAAGAGUUACCUGAGAAAGCUGCCCCAUUACUUUUUGAGUACGGCUGCCACUUCUAGGACGGGAAGAACUGAUGAUAUGGCCCUCUGCACUUACCCCUUACUGAGUACCAUAUUCCUAGGGAUUUUUGCCAUGAUCCUCACUGCCUACUUGUUUUGGCUUGGAAGUCGGAUAUUGAAAUUGGUCAUCAAUAAGAGUUUGCAGAAGAGAGUUUACACAUUGGUAUUCUCCGUUUCAAGUUUCCUACCAUUGAGGGUUCUUUUCCUUGGUUUAUCUGUUUUGUCUAAACCAGAGCAUUUUCUGUUUGAAACUCUUGUUUUGCUGGCUUUUCUUGCCCUUUUAUGUUGUGCCGGGCUGUGUAUAUGCAUGCUUGUGUACUACCCAGUUGCAGAUUCUUUAGCCCUGGGAAAUCUACAGGACAUAGAGGCUAGGAGGGUUGAUGAUGAUCACAAUGAUGGCAUCUCUCUUAUCGCUAACCAUAGCCAUCCUGAAGAAAGCAGUCAAGUUAGUCCAAGUAGAAAUUCUGAUGCGUCAACAAAGCGGGGAUCGAUAUCUUUCCGGACUUUUGAGAAAGAUGGGACUUCAACAGGGGCAUUCGUAGAGCUGAGUCUGUUCUCUCAUAGUAGGGAUGCAACCCCACUAGGAUCGCCUCCACAUCCUGGCUGGCCAAUGCGUGCUUCUGUACAAGUUCCUGCACCCUAAAAUCAAGGGAGAAUUCGAGUACUUAGUGAAUAUCAAUUUUGUGUUAAAGAAAAACUGAUUGUAAAGGAUGUAGCUGAAAUAAGGAUAUUAAUUCUUGGUUUGUUUUCUAAUUUUAGGUAUGAUGGUUUUGCUUGGGAGGAA
This is a messenger RNA of Juglans microcarpa x Juglans regia, 1822 nucleotides long. RefSeq lists its product as uncharacterized. NCBI's taxonomy places the organism in Eukaryota, Viridiplantae, Streptophyta, Magnoliopsida, Fagales, Juglandaceae. The record is from RefSeq and is a predicted model, not a curated record. Bases 494 to 1681 code for a protein of 395 amino acids. The transcript has 2 exons.